Messenger RNA from Colias croceus (clouded yellow), 770 nucleotides. It is a transcript of the gene Polr3G, whose product is annotated as DNA-directed RNA polymerase III subunit RPC7-like. The record is from RefSeq and is a predicted model, not a curated record. Gene Ontology annotation, cellular component: RNA polymerase III complex. NCBI's taxonomy places the organism in Eukaryota, Metazoa, Arthropoda, Insecta, Lepidoptera, Pieridae. The transcript has a single exon. Gene Ontology annotation, biological process: transcription by RNA polymerase III. The coding region runs from base 45 to 701 and encodes 218 amino acids.
CUAGUUAAGAUUUUUUCACAAUUCUUAGAAAUAUUUAAUACGCAAUGGCUGGUAGAGGUCGAGGUCGAGGAAGCGGCACAUCGUUGACCCAUGAACAACUUCAAGCACUCGGUAUAGCGCGAGGCGACAACACCCCACAAAACCUAGCACCUCCACCACUAUUUCCGAAACUGGAGACUAAACCACUGCCUCUGAACUGUGACGCUACAACUGAUUAUAUGCUUAUUGUUAAAGAUCAAUUCAUAGAAUAUUUACACGAAUCUCCUGCUUACGUGAAAGCUAACACAAAAACAGAUGGUAUCGAGAGGUAUUCUGAUAAAUAUAAAUUACUUGCGCUUGACGCUAAAAAAGGUCGAGUUCUCGACUGUGUUUGGUCCUACAUGCCGCCGGAACUUCGUCCACAAGCAAAUAGUGUUCGAUCAACAGCUAGGAAACGAAAAUUGGAUGAUCCGAAAGAAAUAGAAAAACGAUUACAACUUCUGGAGAAAAAGGAAACGCAAGAAGAUUCUACUGAGGUUAUGGAAACAACUGUGGAUGAGGAUAACAUUAAGAAAGAAGAUGAUAAUGAUGAGGAAUUAGAAGAUGAAGAAGAACAAGAGGAUGAAAUUGAUGAUGGAACGGAUUAUGCCAACAACUAUUUUGAUAAUGGAGAAGAUUAUGAAGAUGAAGAUGAUAAUUUAGAUGAUGGGCCAGUUUAUUGAUCUAUCUUACAUAAUGGACCACAACCUGUGAUAAUUAAAUAAUAAAAAAAUAAUAUGUUUUAUAUAUUA